Molecule: messenger RNA, 1873 nt
Organism: Pygocentrus nattereri (red-bellied piranha)
Lineage: Eukaryota; Metazoa; Chordata; Actinopteri; Characiformes; Serrasalmidae
Gene: ecm1b
Product: extracellular matrix protein 1b
Exons: 9
Coding region: 101-1531 (476 amino acids)
Biological process (GO): signal transduction; regulation of bone mineralization
Cellular component (GO): extracellular region
Source: RefSeq, a predicted model, not a curated record
CCGAACGUGACUGUCCGCGCAAUCCACAAAAAGACAGAUGAGCUGCUGAGCUUCCGAUCACUCGACCUUACAGGAGUGGACGACGGGCUAAGACGCAGCAAUGGGCUCUGUACAGCGAUACGUGCUGCUGCUGGUGGUGUUUGUGGUGAGGGCAGAGGACGAGCUGUUUCUGGGACAAAGAGAAGUUAUUUUGGAAUUAGACGACCUGGAAAAUGGAGAUUUCACUGAACUCGAUGAAUACAAGCUGAUGCAGAAAGAAGUGCUCCCUGACAUCUCUCUGAUUGAAAGAGAUGCGCUGCGACCAGGUCAUUCUCUGUUUAGCCCCCGCUCCAUGGGGCCCCCACAGAUUCCAUUUCCUCUUGCCCGACCACAGCCCAACAAUGUCCAAGCCAUCUGUCGCUAUGGUAACCAGCGUCCUCGAUAUCCUAAGGAGACCCUGCCUCAGAAUGGCUAUGGUUACCUAGUUCGUCAGGCUAAGGCUGUCAACCAGCUGGAGUCCUGGUUCCCUGUGUGUUGCAGUCAUGGGACUGAGAAUGAGGAGCUGCUUCUGUGCUGCACAGAGCAAGCGUGGAAAAUGUCACUUUCUGCCUUCUGUGAUGAGGAGUUCACUAUUAAGACCAGCCACUUUCACUGUUGCAAGAAGAAAGGAUCACACAGAUGGAAAUGCUUUGAGAACGACGCUCCAAACAAAUCAUAUGAGCCUUCUGGACAGGGGUUGUAUGCUGACAUCCCAUCCAUGACUAUGGACUUUAAGUUUAACCCUGAUAACUGCCAAAAAACAAGAUCACAGAUGGUUCCCAGAGCUGUGAGAGAAAGAAUGACUAGUGUCCUGAACAGCUACUUCCCCCCUGGCUGCCCUAAGUCUGGCAAUAUUGGAUCAAUUUGUGCUUAUCGCAAGCAACGGCGCCAGUACUUCUCCACUUGUCUUCCUCGUAAUGGCUACCUCUCGCCGGCCAAUGAAGUAAAAGCCAUCUAUGAGCUGGAAAAAGGCUUUAAUCAGUGCUGUAAGCAGAAGAAAGGAAGACAGGCCUGUGCUGAGAGGAAGUGGAAGACGAUGGUGGAUGACUUCUGUAUGAAUAAGAAUGUUGAUGGGAGCCAGCUUGCUUGUUGUGAAAAGGAUGAAAGAAAAGAGAAAUAUGAUUGUUUCGCCUAUGCUGCCCCAAAUCCAGACUACAUCCUCAACAAUGACAGUCUGUCUGUCUUACAAGCACGUCCCACUCUGGACAUGUUCUGUGAUAUGUACUUAAGUUAUCACAGAACACAGAGAAUGCUAGAUCAUGGUUUGGAGAUGUUUGCAGGCAAAUUGGCUCAGCAGUGCUGCCACCUAGUGGAAGAGAGGAAUACUGCUUGUUUACACACACAGCUUGACAAUAUUGUGGAUGAUGUAUGCGAUGAUCAAUUCAUGAGGUCUAUGAUCUGUUGCAUGGGGAAUCCGAUGAACCGCUCCAAGUGUGUCACCAAGUACAUCUUGCGCAGGCUUGCCAAUGAGUUGAACUACAAAAGUCAGAAGAAAUGCCCAAUCCUUUCCUAAGAUCCUCUGUCUGGUUGUUGAUUCGUUUUGUUGAGCCAGUGAUUCACAGGCUGGUAUUCCAGAUAUGAAUGUAGUGGAAUUAAUUGAGUGAACACACUCAGAUGGGUUACAAUUUGAGUUGAGCCAAAAUUGCAUUUUAUAUCAACACCACUUACUAUUUUCUGUCUUGUUUACCUUUUUCCUGAAAGAUUAUAUUAGUUAUUUUAAAUGCUUAUUUUUAAUACAUUUUCAGAGCCACAUGGAUGGUUCUUGUUAACUGUGUAGACACUUUCCACAAACAAAAUGCAAAUCACUGUUUUCAAGUAAAUGUGGUAAAUAAACAAAUAGUUUUCUUGUUUAUUA